Mucor velutinosus is the source of this 906-nucleotide messenger RNA. RefSeq names its product cyclin-like protein interacting with PHO85. Gene Ontology annotation, molecular function: copper ion binding; copper chaperone activity. The coding region runs from base 1 to 906 and encodes 301 amino acids. The record is from RefSeq and is a predicted model, not a curated record. Gene Ontology annotation, biological process: mitochondrial respiratory chain complex IV assembly; intracellular copper ion homeostasis. The transcript is spliced from 3 exons. Lineage: Eukaryota; Fungi; Mucoromycota; Mucoromycetes; Mucorales; Mucoraceae. Gene Ontology annotation, cellular component: mitochondrial inner membrane.
AUGUCGUUCGUUACUCGCAAUCUUCUUAGAACCAACAUCAAGCCUUUGCCAUCCCAAUGUUGGGCUGCAAAGCGUCAAUUCUGCAAGCCUACUGCAUCUCUCAUGACAGCUUCCUCCAAUCCUGUCAAAAAGCCCUCCAUCAACACCAUGACAGCAGGUCGCUUUUAUUCCACUUCUACAUCCAAAGAGGAGAUUCGUGCCAAAGCAGCUGUUGGUCCAUUUACAUUCAAGGCAGCAGCUGUAUUUCUCGGCGUAGGUGCAGGUCUACUAUUGUACUUUCAGAGCGAGAAGAAGAAGGUUGAAGAGAUCCGCAAACAAAAAGAAGCCGAGAAAUCCAAACCACAAUCAUACGGAAAGCCAAAGCUGGGAGGUGAUUACACUCUGACUAAUGCAGAGACCAACAAGCCAUUUGGCUCUGAUGAUAUGAAAGGAAAGUUUGCUCUGAUCUACUUUGGAUUCACGCAUUGUCCUGACAUUUGUCCCGAGGAACUGGACAAGAUGGCAGAAGUGGUUGACAUGACCAAGAAGGACAUUGGAGAGAAUGUACUAGUACCAGUCUUCAUUACUUGUGAUCCCAGACGUGAUACUAGAGAGAUUGUCAAGGAAUACGUCAAGGACUUUCACGAGGAUCUGAUUGGAUUGACAGGAGAUCAAGACGAGAUCAAGCGAGUCGCUAAACUCUUUAGAGUAUACGUAUCCUCUCCUCCUGACAUUAGUGAAGGUGAUGACUAUUUGGUCGAUCACUCCAUCUUCUUUUAUUUGAUGGAUCCAGAGGGUAAAUUCUUGGAUUGUUACGCACAAAACUCAGAGGCCAAGGGUGUCAGUGAGAGCUUCAAGAAAUACUACAAUGCUUACAUUGAAAGUGGUGGUAAAUUAGACAAAUCGCCCAUCAAUAACAAAAAAUAA